UCGCCAUCACACAAAAAGGGGCAACAUGGUCUUUGCAUUCAUCGAAAACCUUCCAUACUCCAACAGAAUAACGGGUUGCGUGAAUUUACGCACGGGAUGUCUGAUUGCCCUCACAGUUUCGCUCGUGCUAAGGACCGUCAUCUACCUUUGUUACUUUUUCGAUGCCACAUCUUUCGUCUAUGACUUUUUGCUGGCCCCGCCAUUGCCCUGGACAAAUGCCCGUUUAACGUUGGAAAUGUUCUUGGACUUGGUCGGGUUGACUGCUGAUGUCUCGCUUCUCAUGGGAUGUUUGAACAGAGACGUCAAACAUUUAGAAUUCUUUUCUCUCUUGAUGGUCACUGUGAUUUCGUGCUAUUUACUUUACUAUAUUACGGUUUUCCUGUUGUGUCAAGCCUUUAUUGUGGUAGUUGUCGCUGUUAUUAUUCUUGGGACAAAAGUUUAUUAUUUCUUAUGUGGUCACUCGCUGAACCAAACUUGGAAACUUGGAGUAACAGACAACAACAGAGUUUAAAAAAACCUUCUCAUGUAAAUAAAUAACUUUAAAUUUAAUUCGUUUUUUUUUUGUUAUUAUUUAUUUAUUUUCCUUAUUUUUUGUUUAUUAUUUAAAUUUUAAAAAGUUAAUAAAGACCAAAUUUCUA
Messenger RNA from Culicoides brevitarsis, 638 nucleotides. RefSeq lists its product as uncharacterized. NCBI's taxonomy places the organism in Eukaryota, Metazoa, Arthropoda, Insecta, Diptera, Ceratopogonidae. The transcript is spliced from 4 exons. The record is from RefSeq and is a predicted model, not a curated record. Bases 26 to 511 code for a protein of 161 amino acids.